CAUACCUCAUAACUACAACUACGAAAUACGUGUAGUCAUCUAUCGAACUUACAAGUGUUCCAAUCUCUUCCUCGCUAGAACAUCUCCAGAACAUAUAUAGUCAUCCCCCACGACUUCAGAGGAAAGCGAAAGGAAGAAGGGAAAGCUGAAUUGAGUCCGCGGGAAUUGGCGAAAAGAGUACGGAAUUAUCAAAAUCAACAUUCUCCCAUCAAUACCACCAUACGACUUUCUCAAAAUGUCACCAUCUGCGGACCUCCCGACGCCCCCUCUUUCCUCAUGUACCAAAGUUGAAUCCAAACAAGCUUCUAAAACUCCCCUUCAAUUGAUAUCACAGGGCACGCCCCUUCCUUCAAUUCCCACAUUCCUAUCCUUCGCAUCCCACCGCGCGGCCAUCCUCUCCCACAUGGCAGGAGCAUUCAGAGUCUUUGCACGGAAGGGGUUCACAGAAGGGAUGUCCGGCCACAUAUCUGUCAGGGACCCAGAAUACCCCCACCUCUUCUGGACGAAUCCUCUGGCAAGACACUUCGCUCUGCUCCGGGCCUCGGAUAUGAUUCUCCUCGAUUACGACGGAAAGGUCGUCGGCGGGAACACAUCUCGCCCGGCCAACGGCGCGGGCUUCCUCAUCCACAGCGCGCUACACAAGGCGAGGGAGGAUGUCAACGCCGCGUGUCAUUGCCAUGGAAAAGCAGGAAAGGCGUGGAGUGCGUUCGGCAAGAAGUUGGAAAUGAUCAAUCAGGAUAUAUGCUACAUGUACGGCGAGGCGCAGGGAGUAUACGAGGAUUUCGGGGGCAUCGUUUUCGAAGAGGAGGAGGGUAGAAAAUUGGCGAGGGCGCUCGGGGAGAAGGGGAAGGGAUUGGUGUUGAAGAACCAUGGGUUGUUGACGGUGGGUGGAACGGUAGAUGAGGCUGCGUAUUUAUACACACUCAUGGAGCGAUCGGCAGAGGUACAGUUGAUGGUCGAGGCAGCGGCCGCUAAUGGGUUGAAGAAGAUCAUCGUGGACGAUGAAGCGGCCGAGUAUACGUUUAGGAUGGCGAGUGAUCCCGAGACCUUGUAUUGGGAGUUUCAGCCAGACCUCGAGUAUGAGGUUGAGCUCAUGGGCAAUGUUUUCGAUGACUUUGAUGAGGAGAAGGCAUUGUUUUGUAGCUAGAUUGUGAUUCGGCUUGUCCUCGGGAAACCAAAUGUACACAUUAUACUUCCAAUGGGUGCAUGUAGCAUUCAACAUACUAGAUAAAGGCUAGCACACCAAGGUACACUGAUUUGGCC
Molecule: messenger RNA, 1263 nt
Organism: Aaosphaeria arxii CBS 175.79
Lineage: Eukaryota; Fungi; Ascomycota; Dothideomycetes; Pleosporales
Product: arad-like aldolase/epimerase
Exons: 1
Coding region: 236-1147 (303 amino acids)
Cellular component (GO): cytoskeleton
Molecular function (GO): actin filament binding
Source: RefSeq, a predicted model, not a curated record